Spirodela intermedia is the source of this 5712-nucleotide messenger RNA. NCBI's taxonomy places the organism in Eukaryota, Viridiplantae, Streptophyta, Magnoliopsida, Alismatales, Araceae. The record is from the annotation of a GenBank genome assembly.
AUGGAGGUCAUUGCGACCGACAAAUGGCAGCUGAUGGUGGAGAACCAAGUGAUCAUUGAUAGGCCCCUUAGGGCGCCACUCCAUGCCGUCGACUUCUUCUCUCUCUUGGAUGAGGAGGAGGUCAACGGCAAGAACGGGAACGCGCUGGGCCAGGCUUUCAACUCUCGGUUACUGUACCUCGCCGAUCGCCUUCCCAACGACGUAAGCCGCCAGGUCCAGAGAGACGUAGGUGAGUUCCUCGAUGACGCGAUCAAGAUGGCGAGUUUCCUCGGGCACCGGGCGAUGCGGGUGGCUGUGACCAUGGAGGUGGUAUUGGAAAUCAACUACAAAAAGGACCCCCCGCGCAGGCAGAUGGCGAGGGGAGGGGAGCAGCAGCGGGGAGCUCCCGCCGGGGCCGCGAUUAAUCGCCACGCUGACGCGCCGUUGAUUGCCCCGGCGUUGGCCUGCACGCUGUGCAGGGAAAUCAUCCAUGCCGGAGAAGACGUCAUGAAGAUGCCCUGCGGCCACCGUUACCAUAUGACAUGCACGAAGAGGUUGGUUGGCUUAAGCUAGAGCUAGGGUUUUUGCUCCGUGGGAAGAUGCAAUGGUUGGCGUUCUCGAAUCGUGCGGCGGAAUCUUCUCAGUUAUCCUUUAUGUUUUUGCUUCCUUGGGCAUUUCUUGGGAAUAAAUUAUUUCGUACUGUUGUCACUCUUGUAGGAGAAAUUUGGAUUUUUUCAGACUAGUUCUUUGGAUGCAGACAAUAUCCACAGAUUCGUCUCCAUGGUUUACUGGUUUCCUUCUGGGGAAAUUCUAGGUUGAAAUGACUAUCCGUUGAAAAUUCAAAUGUGAAUUCUUUUCUCCUAUCAUAAACAAGGGAAAAGAAGGGGGUGGGGAAAUUCUCACAUAGAAUUCUUCCUAUCUCUUAAUUCUUCAUUUCAUCCAUAGAAGAGCAAUAAAUGGAAUACAAAAAGGGAGGGACAAGGCAUCUGGGAAUAAACGAUUAAUUUCUAUCAAUAAACCUACUAAAGACCCAGACCUUAAGAAUAGUCAACACUGGUGCCACAGGGAGAUAUGCUUUAAACAUGUAUAUAUCAGAGGAAAUACCCAAAUUUACACAUUGUAUGUGGAUAGGAAGCCAAAUUAAUGUCUACUUAACAAUACAAGUUUGUUUAGAAGAAGAGAUCAAUUAUAUCAACAUGUCCCAAGAUACUGAACUCACCAUCUUCCUUCUAUAGUCCUCAAUGUCAACAUGAGUAUCAUAGCCUGUUUGUUAGGGACUACCAAAUAUGCUGAUUAUCAUGGUUGAGGAUUAGUACCAUAUGUUCUCAACAAUGAAGACAAAGGAUCAUCCUUGAGCACAGUAGAUGAUUCCUCUUAGGAAUGUGAUAACCUUUUGACACACUUGAGCUUGAGUAUCAUGUAUCUAGGACUCAAAAGUUUUAAAAUCUUUACUUGGGUGAACAACAAAUGAAAAUAGGCGUGUAGUAACCUAAGCAAAAGUGCGUAUGCAGUUGAUAUUAACUUUCAUAUUUGGUUUAUACAUCUCUUAUUCGAUGUUUCUCUUUGUAGUUACUAGGAUAUGUUUCCUCCAAAUGGAGGGAAAAUGAGGUUCUAUUAGAAAUUUCAUAUUUCCAUGGCUCUACUCUUUUUUGGGACAUUCAUUUGCUUCAUCAUGUAUGCACGAUAUUCUUAAUGCUAAGAGUAAUAGACUAAAAAUAAAGCCUGGCAACAGAUCAACAUUACUUUUAAAAGAAACUUAGAGUUAAUUUCAUCUUCUCCUACAUGUGUCAUUAAAAAGUAAAAUUGGAAAUUACCAUGUUAAUUAAAAGUGUAAGACACCUCAAAUUGAUAAUAUCUAUCUAAGUGAUUUUGGCCACUAUUAUUUGGCAUAGAUCUUGCAGAUCAGUUUUUGUUGGCAAUAGGUAAUUUAUAUUGAUAAUGAUAAUUCUGAAUCGAUAUAACCAACAUAGUCCUUUCCUCCACACAUCUAAUUAAUGCAUAUUUUAAAUGAGUUUAAAAAGCUUAUUAUCAUUAUUUUCAUUGUCUAAUAUACCCUGUUAGUACCUAAUGUAUCUAAAUCACACACAUUGCUAAAGUCAAGUCCUGUCUCCAGCACAGACUAGUUGAAUCUUCUCCCAUGCUCUUGAAGUUGUCAAUAGUGAGUUAAAAUGUUUCAUAAGUAAAAAACGACGAGCAUAAAACACAUCAUAAUAUUUUCUUGCUUUUAACUUCUUAUCAUAUCAAUAUUAAGAAUGACAAACAUUAUUAAUAUUUCUAAUUUUAGUAUAGAUAGUUGAAUUUUUUUCAUUCUAUUUUGUUUAGAUUUAUUCUUUGGCUGUAUCUGUUCACUAGUAGAUGACUUAUACCAAUUAUUUCCAAAAUUUGAAUGACUCAUUAUCUACUUUGUCCCAUAUUUCGAAUUCUUUAUUUUGUUCAAACAUAUUAUGCACAUUCCAUACAUAAGUACCCUUUAUUUCUAAUGGAUAAUUUAAAUUAAUAGAAAACAUAAUUAUAUUGUCUUUACUUUGAAUACAACUAGCUGCAGGUUUUAUCUUUUCCUCAAAAUUUAUCUUCAUUUUAACAUGAUAAAACAUAAUGGUAAUACAAUGUAAGUUACUUACCAUAUAUGUUAGUUGAUGAUAUAUAUUGCUUUUGCGUCUUGAAGUUAAGUACCAUGUAUAAAAAAUUCUGUAAUCAGACAACAUUAAAAUCAAAAUCAUUAUGAAUUUUAUUUUGGAAUAAUUAUUUUUUUUCACCUUAUUAUUUUUUUUAAUUUUCAUUUUGAUAUCAAUCACUUUUCUUAGACUAAUAAAACUACAUCUGAGGGAGUUGCGAGGAGAGGACUUUCAGGGCUUGAUCUACAGCUGCUUCCGCCUGAGGCAAAAAAGCUCAUAAACAUGUAAAGAUUAUAGAAAUUAGACAUGAGGUUUUUUUUCGAGAUGAGUAAUAUUUUUAGUCGUUUUAUCUCCCUUGCUAUCUCAAUCUCUUCAUCUAAUUUGAUCUACUUGCUUCUUACUUUUGUCAUAAUAGAUAAUUCCUCCAAACCAGGGUUAUAGAUUCGUUUCCUAUGAUGGGAGUGCCUCAAAUACAAACUUCGUAUAGUUUGUUGGCUCUUCGAAAGAGAGCUCCAUGAUCUUGAAACUUUCGAAUUAGUGAAAGUUUUGAAAAUUUAUCUUAUUAAGGUUCAUUUAUGUCUUGAGAUCCCCAACAAUAUAGUACAUAAACUUAUCUCCUUGACGGCUAUAAAGUAUCUAGUUUUUAAGUUUUUUUGGUUGGUAGUUUCGGUAAAUUACAAUAGUAAAUUUGCAAAUCAUGGCCUUUAUAUCGUGUCAUCAUUUCAGUCUAACGUAUAGUCUGGGAGGUCUUUACCUGUCAACAGAUGUGGUUAUCGACUCUUAAACUGUGGAGUUGACACUUAGUUUCAAUACUUGAUUCAGAGAUCGGCUGUAGCUUGCAGGUUCGACACUUAGCUGUCAGCUGAUAAACUGUGUAGAAACCUCUAUGUUUUUUCAUAGGAAAAAACACGUGUUUGCAUAAGGUUCUCUCAUCCAUUCCGAUAAUAUACAUUGUAAGGUCUUCAUGAAUAAAUCCUCAUCGUAUCGGAGCAUAGAGAAGCAUUGAAAAUAAAAAACGUGAAGGUGGCUGUUUUGACAUCUUAUUUGCAUGUUCGCAUUCCUUUCCACAGCGACAUGAAGAAAGAGUAUCGUGAUUAGAUCCAAGUCUUGGUAGGCAAGAUUUAAUGGCUUUACCAGGAUUCAACCAGUAUAAUUAGGGUUGCAAUGAGAUUAUUUAGAUAGAAUGAUGUACAUUGUUGAUAACUGUCAGAAAUCUUGCUGCGUGAAUGGAGCCUAUUAUAGGAUAUGUUGAAUCAGUUACUCUAGAUGAAGAUCCCGAUCAGUUUGUGAGAGGAAACUUGGAUGCCUUCAUAGGAAGAAGAACGAAUAAAUACGUAAUAAAAAAACCCCUAAAUAGAAUGUCGGUAAAUAAUCCUCAUAUUACUAAAGUAUUUUAUUUAUAGUUUAUAAGUUGAAAUUCAGAAUAUAAAUACUUAUAUGACGAUAUUGAUAGGAUAUUCUGAGUCCGAUACUCGAGGCAAAUCCAAUCUUGAUCCGCAUACUUGUUGAUCUCCCGUAUCUAGAUUUCAUUUGCUCAUCCUGAUGGCCAGUUUAAUAUACCCUCUUACACCGCCAAAUAAUCCAUUGCCUCGCCAUGUUUCCUCUUGCUCUUGUCCUGUUUCCUCUCCCUUUUACCGAUACUCGGUGCAAAACGCAUCGAGCCCGAAGCGGUCAAAAGACAUUGAUCCCCCCCCCCCCCCCCUGCACCCCUCUUUAAAUUUUUCUCUGGUGACCGCACUUCUACUGGGGUUAAGAGGGACCAAUGGCAGCGAAGGUGAUCCUCUUUCCUGUUAUUCGCUGGCAUUGUCUUCCCGCUCCUCACCACUGCAAUGGAUGUACAUCGACAUAAUUGUAAGGCUGGAUUUCCUCAAUAGUUUACUUCCCUCCCAUUCUUCCUUCAAGCAGUUCAUUGUAAAAAUGGGGUCGAACUCACUGUGGAAAGUCCUUCGAUGUAUUAAUGAAAAUAACCUUUAACCACCUAAUUUAAAUGAAUGUUUUGAUGUACUUAUCUAAUGUUCAAUUUGACUCCAACACGCUGAAACAAAUGGGCUUCAUCCCAUGCUCAAGUGAAUAUUGUGUCAUUGAAAGUGGCUUCAGACUCACCUAAGUAAGUAGACUUGUUCAUACCGAUAAGCAAUCCCUCCAACCGAACAAUUGACAUCUCAAAAUAAUAUUUUGUAUCAUAUGUUAGCAAUGAAACUUUCAUCGAUAAACAAUGACUCUAAUGAUGAUGAAAAUUCAUAAACCAAAAACACUAGAGAUACUAAAGCCUAUAAACGACUCGACCUAAGUUAAAAAGCCCAAAAAGAGCAAUACAAAUAAAAAUAAUGAUAUCGAUGAUAUCUUACGCUAACCAUGUUACCAAAGCACCAAAAUGUAUGUCCUUUCUAGAUAUCAUUUCUUGAAGUUAUCCACAUCUGUGGAAUAUCUGGGACCCUUCCACAUCUGGUAUAAAGGAAUCAAACAAAAAUUACCUUGUAGAAUGCACUCCUGUUAACUGUAUUAUUGUGCUUGGUAUGUGAGGGCUCUCGGCCUCAUGGAGAUCUCAAUGAGACCAUCAGGUCCUGGCCCAGCGAAUUGGAUUAUCGAAGGGCCCUUAGCAUCGAGAUUCGCAUAGAUAUUCUAACCCUAGAAAUCUCCCAAUGCUGCACGCCGUUUGAGUUUUCCCAUAAUUUUCUUACAUCAGAUAAUACGAUUGAUAAAACAUAAAGGAUUGAAAAUCAAGAAAAAGUAGAUUGCUCAGUACACCGGAAUCUGUGCGCCUAUGGCUUGAAGACGAGCCAACACCGCACAGAUUCCUGGUUGAAGACGAGCUUCGGAGGAAGGCUAUUUUAAGGAUGGCAAUCACCUCGCGAAUCUCAUUCAGAGGAUAGCUCCUCAUUACACCCGAAUCUGUCCUAGGUUUGCUUGAAACAUGUCAAACUUCUUCUGCUGAUGCAAUGCGCUUCUCCAUCACACUAAACAUCAGCAGAGUUGCUGUCUUGGCCGCAUUUUGCCUUUACUUUUCAGAUACUUCCAGUGCAUUCUCCGAAUCUUCUACUCGCUCCCGGUAUUCUCUUAUUGGAUUCCACCCUUCGAGGCCGUUGUGGAGCUAAAACUGCUCGGACGCACCUGCUGA